UGGACAAUUUUAAAACCAUCUGAUGGUCAGUUCUUCAUACUGACAUAGACAUUGCCAAAAUUUUCUUAGUCUUUCUGCUGUGUAACAUUGAAACCAAAAAUAUUGUGUGUUUUUUGGGUCAUGUUUUUUUUAUUAUGAAUCUUAGGCGGUAUACUUUUUUUCUAUCUUAGCUACUCAACUACAUGUUGCUUUUUUCUACAUGGUAAUUUUUCUGAAAGGAUUAUUUUUUAUCUUAUUUUCUUCAUGUUUGGGACCUUGAUACAUUAGAGUGUAAAAUGACACUCUAUGGGCAUACUGACAUAGUCACAUCCCUUAUUUGUUGGGACAAUUAUUUGUUAUCAAGUUCAUAUGACUGCACCAUUAAGGACUGGGAUGCCACCGAAGAGGGAACUUUGAAAGUGACAUAUACAUACAAAGAGGAAAAUGGUGUUCUUGCACCUAGUGGGAUGACUGAUGCAGAAGACAAGCAUAGACUGUUCUGCUCUUGCAGAGACACUUCGGUUCGCCUGUAUGAUUUGCCAUCCAUUUGCUGAGCUCUAGUGGUGAUGCCCAGAGGCAUCGCAAGUAUCUGAGAACAAUGUCUCGCAUAAACUAGGGGAACAAUUUGUAGCUGGUUCGAGAUAGUGGAAUCCUGAAUAUUUACAAUAGAGAGGAAUUUCGUGAGGGCAUGAGGAAGCCUGAUUAUCAAGGCCAUUGAUAAUUUCUCUACUCUAGUGGAUUUUAUGAGAAAUAGUCAUGAUUCUCAAAUAUUAGCAAUCUGUUCAAGCAUGCAG
This is a messenger RNA of Gastrolobium bilobum, 773 nucleotides long. Its product is annotated as zinc finger CCCH domain-containing protein 17-like. The record is from RefSeq and is a predicted model, not a curated record. The transcript is spliced from 3 exons. Bases 276 to 533 code for a protein of 85 amino acids. Lineage: Eukaryota; Viridiplantae; Streptophyta; Magnoliopsida; Fabales; Fabaceae. Gene Ontology annotation, molecular function: protein binding.